Molecule: messenger RNA, 5311 nt
Organism: Hypanus sabinus (Atlantic stingray)
Lineage: Eukaryota; Metazoa; Chordata; Chondrichthyes; Myliobatiformes; Dasyatidae
Gene: nwd1
Product: NACHT and WD repeat domain containing 1
Exons: 19
Coding region: 1-4845 (1614 amino acids)
Molecular function (GO): protein binding
Source: RefSeq, a predicted model, not a curated record
AUGUUGAGUGCCAAUCAUCGACAGGCUCUGCUCCGGGGGAAGAGUGUCAGCCUUCCAGUGGACAAGUCCAAUGUGGUCCGGGUGUUCAUCAGCUCCACUUUCACAGAUAUGUGCAUGGAACGCGACGCUCUCCUCGAUAAAGCCUAUCCAGAGGUUCAGGCUUUCUGCCAGAAACUGGGACUGAUUUUUGAGGUAGUUGACAUGCGCUGGGGAGUCCCAGAUACACUGACAGCUGACCACAUGAGCACAGAGAUGUGCCUGAGAGAGAUUGAAUCCUGCCAGAAAGUAUCAGUGGGACCCACAUUUAUCGCUCUUGUUGGCAGUCGCUAUGGUUACCGGCCCAUCCCUCGUGUUAUAGAAGAAAAGGAAUUUGAGGUGCUACUGAUGAAGCACUCUUCAGAUUCCAGUUCCUGCAAGCUCCUUCAGGAUUGGUUCUGGAAAGAUGAGAAUGCCAUCCCUCCCAUUUACAUCCUUCAGCCAAUCACCACACACCUACCAUACUACAGUGAUACAAGCCCAGCCAACCGGGAGCAACAUGAGAAGGAGGUGCUCGCCUGGUCCAAGGUGGAGGAACAAAUCACAGCUCUCCUUCGGACAGCAGCCUCCCAGGCAGCAGAGGAGGGCCUCAUCAAGAAGGAGGCGAAGCACAAGUACUUCAAGUCAGUCACCGAAUGGGAGAUUGACUAUGGCCUCCGGGAAACAAAACAAGGAGAUGUGUGCUCCUCGGUCUUCAUCCGAAACAUCCCCAACAUGCUGGAUCAAUGUGACAGGCAGCAAGUGCACAAAUUUGUUGAUGUCACCAGCAAUGGGAGCAUCGACAGAGAGGCUCAGGAACUUCUCACCAGUCUAAAGACCGAGAUUGUUAGCAAGCAUUCAAAGACUCUCCGUGUGCACCAAGUGAAGUGGCCAAGUGGAGUGCUGGACGUAUGGAGCCAAGACCAUGCUGCUUACCUCCAGAAUCUGUGUCAGACAUUUGUUGAGGACAUGAAACAGCAGAUUGUCAGGAGGAUUGCUGAUCGGCAAAAAGCUCAGGAUGAGAUGGGUUGGCUGUUUGAUGAGCUGUGUCACCACAUGUCCCUUUGUCACAAGAAACGCAGCAUCUUCUGUGGCCGUGUCGAGCUCAUCACCAACAUUUGUCAAAGUAUCGAACUGAAGAACAACUGCACCCAUACGCCGCUGAUUAUCUAUGGCCCUUCAGGGACUGGGAAGACAGCCGUCAUGUCUAAACUUGCCGAGGAUGUUGGGAAAUGUCUCAGCAGUGGGACGGUGGUAGUUACUAGACUUCUGGGCACGUCACCACUAAGCUCUGAAAUUCAUACUGUGCUGAAAAGUGUCUGUUUCCAAGUGUGCCUUGCCUUUGGGCUAAAACCUCCUUUGAUGCACAUUGUUAAUUCUUACAAUGAGCUGGUCCAAUUCUUUCACAGACUUCUGAACAUAGUGUCCAAGAAGAACAAGGCACCCUUGGUCCUCAUCCUUGAUUCUCUGGACCAAUUAUCUCCCAAUGAUGGUGCACAUAGGCUACACUGGCUGCCAAAAGAAUGUCCACCAAAGGUCCACCUUAUCGUCUCUACCUUACCUGAGGAAUACAAUAUCUUAAAUGUUCUACAAGGAGCCAUACCAAGCCAGGAGUGUUAUUUUCAGGUGGAGCCGCUGUCCCAUGAACACGGACAGCAAGCAAUUGCCAUGCUGAUGUCAACGGUGAGGAGGAAGCUCACCAAACAUCAGCAGGAGCUGAUUCUCAACAGCUUCAUGCAUUGUGGGCAGCCUCUCAUGCUCAAGCUGUGCUUUGAUGAAGCCAAGCGAUGGAGCUCCUGUGUCCUGGAAUCCGAGCUGUGUGUGGCCAAAGGCACCAGGGAGGCCGUGCGUUUCCUGUAUGCACGGCUGGAAAAGAAGCAUGGCCGGACCUUCGUGUCACAUGCUCUGGGGUACAUCGCCUGCUCCAGGAGUGGGCUCUCUGAGGCUGAACUGAAGGAGAUCCUUUCACUGGACGAUGAGGUUCUUGGCGACAUCUAUCAAUACUGGUCACCUCCAAACAAAGAUAUCAUCUGCCUCCCUCCUUUGCUGUGGACACGUCUUCGAUAUGACAUUGGGGAAUACCUGGUGGAGAGACAAGCUGAUGGGUUCCCAGUUCUUCACUUUUAUCAUAGGCAAUUCAUAGAGGUGGUACACGAGAUGUACCUCCCGACAGAGGAGAAAAUCAAACGCCACUCCGUGCUGGCAGAUUUCUUCAACGGGACGUGGAGCCAGGGGAAAAGAAAGACCAUCACACUCCCACAGCUGAAUGAGACAUUGCAUGCAGACAGAAAGGUCUCCGCACAGCCUCUGAUAUUUGGGGAUGCUGUUGUGAACUUACGAAAACUGAGUGAACUGCCGAACCAUUUGGUUAAUGCUGGUCGAAUUGAUGAGCUGAAACAGGAGAUUCUGGGGAAUAUGGAAUGGAUAGUUUGCAAAAUGCAAGCCAUGGGAAUGAAGUGUGUGCUGGAAGAUUUCUACGCUUGCACCCGUCAAGUUGGUUGUCCUGACGUGCAGCUCGUUCAGGAUGCACUGUUACUCAUCUGGCCUACGAUAAACUUCAUGGAGAAUGACAUAGAUGAGCGUGUUCUGUACAUGGAGGUCUUGGCUCGUCUUGACUUCUUCAGGAGCUCGUACCCAAUGGUUGAUGAGCUGUGCCAGCAGUGUAGGAGAUGGUGCGCCUCGUGCCCAAACCCAGUCUUUACUCCACUGUGUGGCUUCUUCCAGCCUCCUGGUGGGCCACUCCGGACAACACUUACUGGCUUCAGAAAAGGUAUCAGUGUGAUGGAGCUAAGUACUGAUCUCACAGUGUUGAUGGCAGGCUCACUGGAUGGACUGAUGAUCGUAUGGUAUCUGCAGGAUAUUGAAGUAAUCCACACCAUGACGGGUCAUUCUGCUGAGGUACGGUGCAUCAAAGUGAUUCAUAACAAGGCCCAAGCUGUGUCAGGUUCAUUUGACCACACACUACGUCUGUGGAACCUAGUGACUGGAAAAGAGAUCUACUCGAUCCCAGAAGACCACUCAGGCUAUGAACACUUUGCACUGCUCCAGGUGGAUGAAGCAACCAGUGUGAUCUACUCAGUCUCGGGCUGCCAGGUUAAGGGUUGGCGCCUGGAAAAUGGAGAGCCUCUGUUCCAACUAUCAGGUGGUAACUUGGACGAGACAACACUCACAGCAGUGGUGGGCUCCAACAGCAUUCUCCUGACCAUGUCCACUGGGGCCACACUCUGUGUGUGGGAUCGGGUCAAGGGCAUCUUACAGAGCACUCACCACCUCACUGGUCCAAGUACCUCAACACCAGUGUGCAUCCUUCCAUUGAAAAGUCAGCCGAAAGUAGCAGUGGCAUUCAGCGAUGGAAUCAUUGCAAUGGUGUCUCUGGAUGGGACUUGUGUCACAGAGAAAAUCAGCUUAGCAGUCACCUUCCUGGUUACAUCAGAAAGUGAGAGGUGGAUGGUAGCAGGCUUUGGAAAGUAUGCUCGGGUGUUUAAGCUAGACAGUGACAUGAUUGUGAAAGCCUCACCGAUGGACUUGGAACAUGGUGACAAAGUUCACGCUGCUGUAAUCAGCAGGGAUGAGAGCUCGCUGAUCACUGGGUCUGCUGACGAGACUAUACGGGUGUGGAGCUUGUCAGCCGAUGUCAAGCUGAUGGACUCGAUUGAAGGAAUGGGAGUUCCCAUCACCUCGGUGUUGCUUUCUGGGAACACCUUGAUUUCCGCCUCACGUAGUGCCUACUACCUUAAAAUCUGGAACCUUAGCUAUGACCGACGGCACACCACAGUUACGCCGUUCCAUAACCGCAGUACGAUCACUGGCUUGGCACAAGAUGGCAGCUUGGUGUGCUUUCCGGAAAUGGGGGACUCAAAGAAAGUCGUCAUUUGGAACUCUGAAGAAGGUGUGGAGCUUCGGACCCUCAGUGCCAACUCUGAGCUCUGCUGCCUGGUCGUUGCCGAGCAGAGAGAAUCGGUGAUCUGCGGACUGAGGUCGGGCUCGUUGGUGGUCUUCUGCAUCGGGGGUCGGCAGGAGCCGGCGUACCACACCCCACCUGGGCACAAUGGUGCCAUCCAGUGCCUCGCCCUCAGCAGCCGCGAGGAGAGGCUGGCGCUGGCUGACUGCAGCUCAGCGCUGGUGUAUGCGCUGGGCGUGGCAGAGUCUGACCCGGUGCUGGGCCAGGUCCUCUUCACGGUCACUAUCCCGCCCAGGUCCACCCCGUCCAGUGUCGCCGUCCUCUCAGACUGCAGACUGCUGCUGGGCACGGACACAGGGACGCUGCACCUUUACCGCGCUGAGAGCUCAUCCCCGGUGGCGCUGGAGCCUCACGACAGCAGAGUUACCUGUCUAGAAACCAGUCACAAUGAAUGGUAUGCCUUCAGCGGAUGCCAGGGACACGUCCAGAGAGUGUGGAACCUGUCUACCGGGCGAUGGGAGCUGGAGAUGUUCUACAAGGGCGCAUUCUUCAAAGGCGUAGUCUGUGCUGCGUUCUCCCAGGACGAUCGCCACCUCUAUACCGGCUCCCAGGAUCGCAGCAUCAAAGUCUGGGAUGUUCAGAAUGGCUCACUGCUGGCAGUGCAGUACGUGUAUGCUGAGGUUACCAAGAUCCAUUCAAUGGCAGACGGAAUGGUGGCCAGCACGAGACUGGGUUACGUCAUCAGAGAGAGGUUCACGUGCCCGCCAGUCAUCCAUCCCAGUUAUAAUGUGCUCAGGGGCAUCAGGGCCACUUGCUCGGUGAGAUCCAGGGUGGGUGGAGGCGCCAGCACCAAGAAAGGUGGCAGCAGGAAGACCCCAGAGAGCCUGCUACAGAACGCGGCACCCUCACGGGUCUGCUCCGUGCUGUGAACACUUGGGUGCAUUUCCCGCACCUCGUGAGUGACUCACCCACUCUAAAACACCAGUUAUCAGCAUGUCUCACAGGGUGAGCCUCAGCACACAAGCAAAUAAACUCCAGCUAAUAGAUUGCUCGAUUCUAUUCUUAGUAACCACAGGUCAGAUUAAACUGAUAAGGCAAAAGAAGAGCAAUAUUUUUCAGCUCUCUGCUUGCUGACUCCUGCACCCGCUCUCUGAAAGCACAAUUCAGGGAACUCUCCUCCUUCAGCUCUCCUGUAUGAGCCAUCAAUCCCCCUCCCCAAAGCUGCUGGCCGAGUUUCCCCAUUCGAUCAUUCGGGAGGUGUGGGUGACCUUACUUGCCCCAUUCCAACUCAGCGUUUCAUUGAGCCGGGUGCCAGGCCACAUAGUUAGAUAACAAAGGUGUAGAUUAUCUUCCUUGGUGAUCCAAGUGCUUCUAAAGGCAAUUUUGUCCUUUCAU